Messenger RNA from Mauremys reevesii (Reeves's turtle), 3518 nucleotides. It is a transcript of the gene ARL4A, whose product is annotated as ADP ribosylation factor like GTPase 4A. Gene Ontology annotation, molecular function: GTP binding; GTPase activity. Gene Ontology annotation, biological process: intracellular protein transport; vesicle-mediated transport. NCBI's taxonomy places the organism in Eukaryota, Metazoa, Chordata, Testudines, Geoemydidae. The transcript is spliced from 2 exons. The record is from RefSeq and is a predicted model, not a curated record. Bases 545 to 1147 code for a protein of 200 amino acids. Gene Ontology annotation, cellular component: cytoplasm.
CCGGGUGAAUUUCCGCGCUUCUCCCCGAGGGCGAGGGAGGGGGCGCGGGGCAGGGUCCCAGGGAAGGAGGCUAACCGGGCCCCUCCCUUCCCGUGUCGGGUGCAGCUCCUGGCGCGGAGCGCUGGGUCUCUACGGCUUAAAGGUGCAGCCGCCCCCCCGGGCUAAGGGCGGGCGCCGCCGACCGGACGGAGACGCGGGGCUCUUGGGGCGCGGGCAGGGCGCCUCCUGCUGGGGCAUGUGCCGGGCUAUCCAGCAGGGCGGGGUGUUGCUCCAUCCGCCGCCCAUGAGGCGGGCAGGUUGGGGGCGUGGCUACGUUGGAGCUCCGCGGCCACGGACGGGGGACGUAGUGUGCACUGGGCGCCCUGCCUUGAGGGCACAACGUACAGACCCCUCCUCUGCCCCCGCCCCACACCCGCGUGUGUAAACCCGGCAGGACGGGACCGCGCCGCGGAGACUCCUGGGUCUGAGCGCGGCUCGGCGGCCGAGGGGAGCCCGGCUGUGCCUGUGUCGGCGGCGGCGGCUCGCUGUCCCCCCGCCGCCGGCGAUGGGGAAUGGGCUCUCGGACCAGACGCCGAUCCUCUCCAGCCUGCCCUCCUUCCAGUGCUUCCACAUCGUGAUCCUGGGGCUCGACUCGGCGGGCAAGACCACCGUGCUCUACAGGCUGCAGUUCAACGAGUUCGUCAACACGGUGCCAACCAAGGGCUUUAACACGGAGAAAAUCAAAGUGACGCUGGGCAGCUCGAAAACGGUCACCUUCCACUUCUGGGACGUGGGAGGCCAGGAGAAGCUGAGGCCCCUGUGGAAGUCCUACACCAGGUGCACGGAUGGCAUCGUGUUUGUGGUGGACUCUGUCGACAUCGAAAGGAUGGAGGAAGCCAAGACAGAACUUCAUAAAAUUACUAGGAUAUCUGAAAAUCAGGGCGUGCCUGUCCUUAUAGUGGCUAACAAACAGGACCUGAGGAAUUCCCUCUCUCUCUCAGAAAUCGAGAAGAUGUUAGCAAUGAGCGAGCUGAGCUCUUCUACUCCCUGGCAUCUGCAGCCUACCUGUGCGAUCAUAGGGGAUGGACUCAAAGAGGGACUUGAAAAACUACAUGAUAUGAUAAUUAAGCGAAGAAAAAUGUUGAGACAGCAGAAAAAGAAGAGAUGAGUUCUGUUUCCACACUUCUGUCUUAGAGUAGUUCCAUGGUCAGAAUUUGACAUAACAGCUUCCAAAGCCUGACCUGCUUGCUUGGAUGCUGUUAAAGCUUAGUUAUGUUAAACAAUCAGUUGCACAACCUUGCCUUGUGGAAGUUGUGCAGACACAGAACCUUUUUGAAAAGCAGAAACAGAAAAUAGUUUUUCCAAGGUUUCUGGCACUGUAUUAUUUUGGAUGCCCUAUAAAGUAAUAUAAAGCUAUCAGGAAACAGAUGGGUGGGUAAAUGUGACCUGGAUAUCUAAAUAGCCAAAUAAAAUGAGGUUUUUUUGCUUGGUGUUUGUAUUCAUAUAUUUGAGGGUGCGUUUUUACAAGAAAUUUGCAUUGAAGGCGUUCAGUGUUUUUAAACUUCUAAUGCUCGUAAGUUGACUUUUAGGUGAAUAUAUACAGCUUUAAAAAUAUUGAUUUCAACAAGGUGUAUGGAAUUAGCAAUCCAUUAUAUCACGAGACUGUGAGCCUUGGGGUUUUAUCUUCUUUGGUAAUGAUUUCCAUGAGAGAGUUUGACUAUGUGGUAUGUUUUUUUAAUUUGGCACUUUUGAAGUUGAAUCACUUUUAGUUCUAAUACUUGAAACUUCAGUGCUGUGGAUUCUGCAACCGGUAGAGGAAAUAAUACUUGUUAGACAAGUACACAACAUGCAAGAGCAUGGAUUAGUUUUCCCAACAUGUAGCAUGAUUUGGUGUGUAGUCUUCUUAGAAAUAGCUAUGCAUUUAGAAUAUGCUUAUGUCAUUUGGAGACUUGUUCCAGAAACCUUGUUUGCUGUUUAAAGAGUUAAGUUACUCUGACAUCCCCAAGUUAUCAACACAAAAGUUAAUUUGUUGUUGCAGUAAAGGACAUGCAUACAGCGAUUUAGGUCUCCCAAGACUUUUAGCAGUGCAGCAUUCUGGGCUCUUUAGAUGAUGGCAAUAAAACUUGAUCAUAAUGAAGUAUAAAGAGAGCUAAAGUCAACAGAGCACACUUUUUGUAUCUGCAAAAAUGCCCAGGUUUGUUACUUAUACUGCUAGGUCACUUUCUAUAUAGCCUUUUUUAUUACAGUUUUUGUAGUGCUUGUGGUUAGGAAUGUAAAGAAGCUUUAUACACUUGAAACACUUUGACACUGGGAAAACAUGAGUUUAAAGAUGGCCUGUGUUCUGCUCUAAUUAUGCUUUAAGCUGUUCUUGUUUACAAAGUGCGCAAACAGUAUUAACUGGGCAGGACAGUAUGUCUAAUGAGAAGGGAGAAUAGUUUUUCUUACUGGUACAGAACUUCAAACAAUUGUCUAGACAUCUUGAUUAGCAAAUGAAAAGGGCUAAACUAGAGCCUGAAUUUUAAGAUUAACUUUAUUGAUGCUGUAAAACAGAAUGUUAGAUUAUCUUGAAACUUCCAUUAGAAAUAUCAGUCUUAAAAGAACAAUGCAAGAAUCAUUUCCUCUUACUCACUCAACCAGCAAAAUUACUGCAUUCUUAUCUACUGCCAUGUAUUAAGAGGAUAACAGCUGAAUGUCAAUCAAUGUAAGGUAUUGAUAUCUGUAUAAAAUCAAACUUCAUGGCCAGCAGCUGUUUGUCCAUAAGGUAACCAAAAAUGCACUUUAGUUUUUUCAUAAUUGAAAGUGACAGCUUUUUUUUAUUAUUAUUAAAUGACACCCUGGUCCUUUUGAAAAUUGAAGUAGCUUCCAGUGGAGCUUUUGUAAGUUGGUUAUAUAUGUACCUGCACUAGUGACAUUGAAAGUCACUUACUCAGUAAUGUCUAUAUUUAUAGAAAUGUGGAUAACUUCUUAAACCUCAAUAAACAGAACUCAAAACAAGUCUGCAGGGAGAAGGUGUUUGACUUCCUUGAGUUGCAGUGAAGUGUUCUUGUUGGCCUCUAUGUGCAAAUCUCGCUCUCAAUAGCAGUAGAAAAAUCUGCAUGAAAAUCAAACUCAUAAAUGUGGUGAGAUUCGUAAAUGUGACAAUGUUAUAAAUCACAGGUAUCUCAUUAAAGACUUAAUAUCAAUGGCAUACUUGUAUUAUGUUCCAUAUGUUUGUAACAGAACACUUUGCUUCUAGCUUUAGCCAUUUCUCUCCUUGUGCAGUGGUUGUGUGUAUUGUAAACCUUCCCUUCUCAUGAACAGAUUUACAUGUUGCAUACGUAUUUUCUGGGGCAGCUCUCAAAUUCUCAAAGUUCUGAAAUCAUGUACCGUAUUAACAGACUACAAUGGUAGUAUUAAAUCCUUUAAUCAGCUGAGACUAACAUUUUUACUUGGUUUAGCAUUUAUGCUAGAAAGGUGGGGUUUUUUUACUAUGUAGAUGAAAUAUGUUGCACUUCUCAUACCUAUACAAGGGUACUUCUUCAUUGUAAACAGAAGUAGAU